AUUAAUUUCACCAAAUCACGUACUCCUAUAUAUUCGCAGCUUCCAAAUUGCAAUCUCACUUCAAAUUUUUGUGUCUUCAUUAGAUUAUAAUAUUACCAAAACAGAGGUCCUUUACAAAAAUAUCGCAAAUUUUAAUUAGUCGCAACAAAAUUUGUUUGGUAAUUACAGUUAGGUACACCAAAUUUUCACCAUCUCCAUCUCAAUACCAUACUUUUCCUUUUGUUAAUGUUUUUGAAUACAUUGCCAAAUACUUGGCCUUCACUACUUCGUCUUCCGCUUCUCUAACCACCGCCUCUCUCAUAGAAAUCUCAUCUUCCCCUCUAUUCCUCCAUCGCUGCUUGUUCGUCGAGUAAAAAAAACGGUCCUGCGGCAAAGUGUGUAGCUCUAGCUGUUUGAAGCUAAAGUGAGUGUGGAGCCUGUUUAAGUUUAACCAUGAAUAUGCCGCUGUUGGAUAUUGAGCCACGAACUUUGAAAUUUGCAGUUGAUCUGAAGAAGCAGAGUACCUGCGUGGUACAGCUGACCAAUACUACCAAUCUUUUUGUUGCAUUUAAGGUCAAAACUACAUCACCAAAGAAGUACUGUGUCCGUCCAAAUGUUGGCGUUGUUGCACCAAAGUCAUCCUGUGAAUUCUCCGUCAUUAUGCAAGCUUUCAAAGAACCACCUCCAGAUAUGGUUUGCAAAGACAAAUUCUUAAUCCAGAGUACCGCUGUACCUCCGGAAACAACUGAUGAAGACAUCACAGCUAGCAUGUUCUCCAAAGCGGAAGGCAAACACAUAGAGGAAAACAAACUGAGAGUCACUCUCGUGUUGUCCUCUGACUCACCUGAACUAUCUCCAGUUAAAGGGACACUGAAGCAGGAAGCAGUAUUUGAAGAUUCCAUCCUCAAGGAUCAAGUAUAUGGUCAAUCAGAGACACUUCGUCCUCCCCAAUAUGAGAGUGAGAUUGUCAAGGAACCUAGGAUGGUUGGACAUGAUGAGUUAAAGGCACCCUUUGAUGCGAAGGAGUUAAAGCAACCAAAAAAGGGCGUUGUGGAUUUUAUUGAAGAUUUGAAUCCUGCUAAUGACUUAAAGGCAACUAAAGGUGGCUACAAUACAUUGGACAUGGUAAAAGAAGCUGAAUUCAAUCGUAUUAAGUCUCAUAAGGAUGCAGAUGAUGGAAGGGGGAUAAAGCCAACACAUAAUUCGGAUACUCCCACGAAUAUGGCCAUGGAUAUUUCGGGGGAUCAAGGGUUUGCUAAUGGAAAAGCUUCGGCCAAGAGUGUGACCUAUUCUGAUGAACCAAAGAUACAUAAGGAUAGAGACGUUGUCCAGAUGCAGCAAACAGAUUCUCAGAAUAUCAAACCAUUGGAUGAGUAUAAGUUGGUUAAAGACAUUGAGGAGAUGAAGUUGAAAGUCAAUGCUCUUGAAUCCAAGCUUAAACAGGCUGAUUCAACCAUUUCGAAGCUAAUGGAGGAGCGAUCUAUAAGCUUCCAACAUAGAGAAACCUUGCAACAAGAGCUGGCGGAACUAAGGACGAAGAAGAUAGUGAAAGAAGUGCACAUUGGGUUCCCUCUGCUGUUUGUAUGCGUGGUGGCAUUCAUCAGCAUUGUUAUCGGGUAUUGUCUGCGCACUUGACUGCUCAGCCUCUCUCUCUCGGUCACACAUAUCUUUUAUAUCUCUUGUUAGCAAGUGUGCAGUCAGAAAAUAUAGACAAAGGAAGGAAAAUUAAAAGUUUGUCUCGUCUUGGUUCUCUUUUGUGGGAAAGGGUAUGAUACUUUUAAGAUGGAUUAUUAUAGACUGUAUAGCGUUGGGUGUUUAGUUAAUACAACGUGACAUAUAUGGUAUGAAUGAUGAUUAUGCUUUGUUUCUUCCUUCUCUGCUCUUGUUUAGUGUUCCGGUUAUUUCCUUGGUUCAUUAUUUUAAAUCUUCGGUUUAGUGAAUUUUAACUUGACUGGUUCGCU
This is a messenger RNA of Eruca vesicaria subsp. sativa (arugula), 1940 nucleotides long. The record is from the annotation of a GenBank genome assembly. Lineage: Eukaryota; Viridiplantae; Streptophyta; Magnoliopsida; Brassicales; Brassicaceae.